Molecule: messenger RNA, 954 nt
Organism: Penicillium manginii
Lineage: Eukaryota; Fungi; Ascomycota; Eurotiomycetes; Eurotiales; Aspergillaceae
Product: alpha/beta fold hydrolase
Exons: 1
Coding region: 1-954 (317 amino acids)
Source: RefSeq, a predicted model, not a curated record
AUGGCUGCCAUCGACUGGGAACGGGGCGAGCCGCAAGGGUUGGUUCCUCUGCAACCCGAACAUCGACUCUUCGUGUCUGUCUACGGACCAGAUCGCGUGCCCGGGACUCCAAUCAUCAUCUUCAUCCCAGGAGUAACCUGCAGCAUCACCGAAUGGGUCGUUGUCCGCCGUCUCCUCCAACCGAACGUUCGCACCAUCCUGUACGAGCGAUCGGGAAUGGGAGCAUCGGACGAAUCGCGCGAGCCUCCCACAGCAUCCGACAUGGCCCUCGAGCUAGACACUCUGCUCAAAGCAAUGAGAAUUGCGCCACCUUAUGUCAUUGUGUGCCACUCAUACGGAGGAAUCAUUUCUCGGGAAUUUCUAGAAUUGUGCCAUAAGGACAACCGCGAUGAGAAUGUGGUCGGGAUGGUCAUGGUAGAUGCGAAUCAGGAAAGGAGUACCGUGCUCUGGCCGGAUUCCAACAUUGAAGCGAUCAGUCAGGGACUGGACUGGAACACCGUGACGGGGCUCUCCAAAGCGCGGGUUCUGACAGAUACCGAAUGGCAGGCCUUUCUGGAUGAACAAGGGAGCGAGAAGCAUCAGCGUACAGCAAAAAAAGAAAUGGAGCACUAUGUUGACAGUUGCGCAACGCUACUUGAAAAGCACCAGUUUGACCGAGAUCCUCCCUUGUUAAAUAGGUAUCCUGUGAGUGUUUUGAAAGGACACCCAGAGCUGGAUCUGCGCAAAGCCUUCGAGGCUGGUGUCUUGGCUGGAAAUGGAACUCGUGAGCAGAGGAGUCAGUUCUCUGAGAAGCUUGCGGCCUACCCCGCCAUUAAUGACCAACUUCAAAGAGAGAACCUUGGUCUGUCUCGCAAUCACCGAUUUGUAGAUGUCAGAGGGCACGGCCAUUUUAUUCAUAUCACCGCCCCAGAAGCGGUCGUUGAGGGGGUCAAGUGGGUGUUGCAGAGCGUUUGA